Messenger RNA from Auxenochlorella protothecoides, 288 nucleotides. RefSeq lists its product as hypothetical. Lineage: Eukaryota; Viridiplantae; Chlorophyta; Trebouxiophyceae; Chlorellales; Chlorellaceae. The coding region runs from base 1 to 288 and encodes 95 amino acids. The record is from RefSeq and is a predicted model, not a curated record. The transcript has a single exon.
AUGGGAAUGGCAACCCAGGGACCGCCGUCAGGCCAGCGUCGAGCCUCGCCGCUGCGCCACACUCGCGAUGGCAUCCAGCCGCGCCUCGACGGCCUGCUCCACGGCCGCAGCCUUGGCCUCGGCGGACCCCUCCUCUACGGGUACAGAUGGGGUUUCUGGCCUCCCACCGACGCCAAGCCCUGCGUCUCGCCGCCGCCGCUUCUGCAGGACAAAGCCGGACUCCGUUUCCUGCGUGACCUUGCCUGCGGCGGAGGGUGGCGGGGAGCAAUGUGUGUGGCACAGCUCUGA